Molecule: messenger RNA, 1784 nt
Organism: Neogale vison (American mink)
Lineage: Eukaryota; Metazoa; Chordata; Mammalia; Carnivora; Mustelidae
Gene: TMEM220
Product: transmembrane protein 220
Exons: 6
Coding region: 1-504 (167 amino acids)
Source: RefSeq, a predicted model, not a curated record
AUGGCGCCUACGACCCGCCGCUGGGCCCCGGUCCUGUGGCGGGCCUGCAACUGGCUCAUGGCCGCGUUCUUCGCGCUGGCGGCUUUGGUGCAGGUCAAUGAUCCCGAUGCAGAACUGUGGAUGGUGGUGUACAUGAUACCCGCGCUGCUGAGCCUGCUUGUGGGACUUAAUCCUCUUGUCACGGGCAAUUUUAUUUGGAAGAGUGUCUCCGCGAUACACAUAUUCUUUUGUAUUACGUGGGCUGUCGGCUUGGUGGGCCAUCUCUGGCUUCACUCCCAACAGAGCAUCUUGCAUGAGGAAGAAGGCAGGGAGCUGUUAGGUCUGCUGAUUGUCACAGUGUGGAUGGGCCUGUGUCACAGUUCAUCCAAGAAUCCAGUUGGUGGAAGAAUUCAGUUGGCUACUGCCAUGGUGAUCACUCUCCUCCCGUUCAUCUCUUGGAUCUACAUCUACAUAAACAAGGAGAUGAGGUCCUCCUGGCCAGUUCACUGCAAGACAGUAAUUUAAAUGAAGUCAAGAAUGCUCCUCUUCAAAUGAGUAUUGUUAAUCAAUUGCUUAUAGACAUGGCUGUAAAGGGGCAAUUUCCUAGGAGUUUAUUUCAGGUAAUUUGAGUGAAUAUUAGAAGGGAUUAAAAAAAAAAAAUUCCCAAGAACUUUUCAAGGAUGCCUGCGACACAGCACGGGGAUGGCGUGGGACUGGGAGGAGAUGGGGUCUGACAUUCAGUCGUGUCAGUGUAGCAGAAAGGCAGAACAAAGUUUCAGAAACAAAAAUUCUAACUCAGCUUAUCACUAUCUAAAUGACUUGGGCAAAUAUCGGAACCUCCUGCUGGAUGUCUUCGUCUGUAAGACAGGAUUAAUGCCAGAUCUCCUACUCACUUGUGCUGUUGCAAGGAUUAAACUGCAAGUGCUUAUAAGGGGCAACCACUGAUUAAAACAGAGCAAAGCGGGGUUUAGGUGACAGGAUAGACACAGAGGUUCAAGAAAGGGCUGUUACCCUGCACUGAAUUCACUAUAUGGGACCAGCGCCAUGCCAUGAACUAAAUGAGGAUGUAAAAUGAACGAGCAGGUCUUAGAAAGAAAGGAGGGGGUAGGUAGAAUAAAGGAAUUUGAGACCAAAAGGAAAGAGGGAAUAUAAACUACAUUGUAAAUAAAAAAUAAGACCAAAAUCUAUACACAUUUUUUUUUGGAAAUGAGUGUCAAAGGUAACCCUGGGGAGAAGACCAUGUUGGAGCUGUACUCUCCGAAGUUGUAACCGGCAAGACCACAACCAUGAUGUGCGCACACACACACACACACACACAAACGUGGGAGUGUCACGGUGGUGUAGACUCCCACACAGAACAUGGGAACAUCACUAUGAUGCUUACAUAUGACGUGAGAACUUAACGUGAUAAUAUCACCAUAUCACGUUGCACUGAGCACCUGAAAUGUGGCCAGAAUGAGGAAGUAAAAUCCUUUUUUCAUUUUAAUUUUAAAAAUGUCAAUUCAAUUAUUAGAAAACUUAUAAAUGUGUUUGGAACACUGAAGUGUGUUUGGAACUGGACAUGCGAAUCUACUUCUUUAACUGCAAGUUUUAUACCCCAGUAUAGAUCAAGUAUUUCCAGUGAGAAUGUAGUAUCAAUGGAUGGCUUAUUAAGUAUAAAAUACAUCCUGCAUUUUAACAACAUUGUACAAAAGGAAUGUAAAAUAUUCCUAUGUUGAUUACAUGCUGAAAUGAUAUUUUCAUAUAUUUGACUUUAAUAUAAAAUAUGUCAUUAAAAUUGUUAUGUUUCUAUUUACUUUAUAAAA